AUGGGCUCCCGCCUGCGGGCCGCCGCACUCUGCGGGGCGGCCCUGGCCCUGGCGGGCGGCACAGUCGUGGCGCUCCGGGCCUGGGCCCACCUGCGGAGCCGUGUCGCGCUGCCCACCCGCUCUGUAGCCGCCACUUCCGCCGCCGAUCAGGGUAAAGAGCACAGUAAGCAGAUCCUGGUACUGGGCCUGGAUGGGGCUGGGAAGACUAGCAUUCUCCACUCUCUGGCAACUAACCACGUCAAGCGCAGCGUGGCUCCCACCGAGGGCUUCAAUGCUAUCUGCAUCAACACCGAAGAGUUCCAGAUGGAGUUUCUGGAGAUCGGGGGCAGUGAACCUCUGCGUUCAUACUGGAAGAUGUAUUUGCCCAAAGUGCUGUUGCUGGUCUAUGUCGUGGACUCGGCUGAUCAUGCCCGAUUGCCUAUGGCAAAACAGCUGCUUCAUCAACUAAUCCAGAAUAACUCCACCCUGCCUAUCGUAGUUCUGGCCAACAAGCAGGACCUCGAAGGUGCACAUUGCAUCACUGAUAUUCACGAUGCUCUGGCUCUGUCUGAUAUUGGGGACGAGAGGAAGAUGUUCUUGAUUGGUACCCAUGUGGCAGAAGAUGGCUCUGAGAUCUCUUCCGGCAUGAAGGAUGCCAAGGAGCUGAUAGGGCAGCUGGUUUUGGAAACACAUGCCAUCUUACACAUCUUACACACCUGUACGCCCAUGCAGCAGGUAAGAAGCCCUACCUUCCUGGCUGGGUGUUCAGGCCAAUGCCCCAUGUUUCUUGAGAGGUCUCAGUCAGGGAUUUACACCAAACAGUGAGUCAGUAUAUUGGAUGACACUGUGAUAAACACUUGAGAGGAAAUUAUGCCUGGUUUUGCCCUUACCUCAGCUUCUGAAAAACAUCGGACCAUCCUGCCCCUUAAAAACAGAAGCUGUGACUCUGCAUUACAGGGAAUUGAUCUUAAAAGGAGUUGAUCUCCCUUAAGCAAUGAGUCUGUGAAGGCUCAGACAGUGGAGGGGAGGUUUUUCUGUGUCUGGCGGAAGCAAGGCCUCAUUUUUCUUGCU
Sturnus vulgaris (Common starling) is the source of this 1050-nucleotide messenger RNA. It is a transcript of the gene ARL9, whose product is annotated as ARF like GTPase 9. The record is from RefSeq and is a predicted model, not a curated record. Lineage: Eukaryota; Metazoa; Chordata; Aves; Passeriformes; Sturnidae. Gene Ontology annotation, molecular function: GTP binding; GTPase activity.